GGCGCCAACAGAAAGACCGUCAAACUCACAUGUGUCUCAACAUUAUCUAUAUUGCAUAUGGUAUCUAUAACAUACUUAUAUUAUAUGCAUGAACUGGAAUAUUUGUCUCACUGAGACAUUUAUAUUGCAUGAAUUCGAAUAUGUCUCUCUAAGUAUAGUUAUUUGUCUAAACGUCUUCUUUAUCAAAAAUGCAAUUCAUCUUGUAAAAGAGUUUUCGUGUAAUUUCAAAUAUAUAUAUAUAUAUAUUGAGAUGAUAUAAACCCAGACGUAAAUAUAGUGAAGAUAUCAAGGGAGUUAUAGUUUAGCAAGUAACGAGUGUGAAGAUACAUAGAAUCUCCCAAAAAGUGAUACGCGUGCCAUGAUAUGUAGAUGGAUAGAUAAAUAGAUAUAUGUAUAUAUAGAGAUAUAUAGCAUCUUGUGACCGUUAGUAGUGCCGCCAAAUAUAGAACACCACCCGCCAAAAUUAGAGGAAAGUUGUGAGACAGCUAGCCGGUGGUGAAACGCCCAACAUAGAAUGGGGGGUGUCAACGGAUUGUUCAUUGCUGUCUCCAACGUAGGAAACGAUUCUCAUUCAAAUUCUCUGGGCCUUCAAAUACAUCAUCACAAACCCUAUAUUUUUCAGAUUUUAUUCUUCUUUUUAUUCUCUCUCCCUCUGUGGCAGAGAAAAAGAGUCUUUUUUUUUUUUAUUAUUAUCCAAAAGGCCUUUUCUCUGCAGCUAACAAGAAAAUACAGAACAACCCUUUCUUCUCUGUUAUUUAUAUGAGUUAUUAUUUCCCAUUCUUAUUCAACAUAUUUAGUUCAAAUUUUCAAAAAUUUCGACGAAAGAAUAAAUUUUCAAAUGACCACUUGUAUAUAUUGUAUAUUAAUUCCCAUUUUAUCAAUGGCGCCUAAAUACAUGAUAACUAUAUAUUUAUAAAAUUUAUUUCUGUAUAUUUUAUAAAACAAUUUACAUAAAAGAGCUCUCAUUGAUCAGCAUGAGUUUAAGCAGCAGGAUGAGGGUAGAGUGGCACAAGGGCAUUUUCCGGCCAUGCAGGGAAACCUUGCACUACAUACCUAAAGCAUUGACCGGAAAGGCCGGUUCUCGGGACCCCAAUGAGAAGCUGUUGAUGGUUGGAGAACUGUCCGAUGGUCAUCAAGAGAAAUGGAGGCAAGUUCCGAAAGGGUCACUGGCGGUUUACGUAGGGCCGGAGCUGAGGAGAUUCGUGAUCCCGGCAACCUACCUGUCCAUGCCGGAUUUCCAGGAAUUGAUGGAGAAAGUAGCUGAGGAAUUUGGAUAUGAGCAAGAAGGUGGGCUGAGGAUUCCUUGUGAAGAAGAAGACUUUGAGGAAAUAUUGCAAAGGUGUUUGAUAAGGGACCAAAUGAUAUCCAAGUCAAGAAGGUACCAAUUGAUGUCCAAGUCCAGAAAGAAGGGAUUGGAAGAUUGAUUGAGCUUUAUGGAUCAUCAUAUUCAUUCUCAAGGUAUACAUUAUCUUGUUGAAUGAGAAAAUCAUUCUCAAAGUAGUAGUAUUAUUAUUAUUUUUCUUUUUUCUUUUCUUUUUUAAUUGUAAAUGCUAGUUGGUUUGAUGAUCUGAUCACAAACUAAACAUAAGAGGCUUGCAGUAGAGGAGGCAAGUAAAUUUUUUUUUUGAACUUUGGAUUCAGUCGAGAUUGUAUGAAGGAAAUAAGAAAUUUUGUGGAUGCAUGGGAAGUGAUUUAUCC
This is a messenger RNA of Cornus florida, 1698 nucleotides long. Its product is annotated as auxin-responsive protein SAUR71-like. The coding region runs from base 975 to 1424 and encodes 149 amino acids. The record is from RefSeq and is a predicted model, not a curated record. Lineage: Eukaryota; Viridiplantae; Streptophyta; Magnoliopsida; Cornales; Cornaceae. The transcript has a single exon. Gene Ontology annotation, biological process: response to auxin.